Molecule: messenger RNA, 401 nt
Organism: Sphaeroforma arctica JP610
Lineage: Eukaryota; Ichthyosporea; Ichthyophonida
Exons: 3
Source: RefSeq, a predicted model, not a curated record
GGGACGCGGCAACCAAGCGGCUACUCUCUUUGGAAGGGCUGGUGGCCGCACUCGUGUCUGUAGUAAAGAAGAACACUGACAAGCACGGAGACGUGUCAGCGUCGUUACUGAUUGCUGAGACCUUUGGCUUCCUGUGUGUGUCAGAGGAGAACCACAUACAGCUGGUGGAUGCUGGGGUGUUGGGCGCCAUUGGAGCGUUCACCAAGUCAAACGAUCCCGAGCUUCUGUUCUGGGCCGCUGCUCUGCUUUUGAACUUCACAGUCGCUUCAGCCACCCUGAUCACACACACCAAGUUGCGCAUACCCGUGGAGAGCUGCUUGCAAAGUUUGUUCUAUAGUGAUAACCUGUGCCAUGUAGUAGUGAGUGCCUAUAUAGCACUUACCCCUGCAUUCAAGCCUUAG